AUGAAGAACUCAUCCGCCCAACAUCUCCUGGCAGUCUGCUUGCUCGUCCGGCCCAUCCUCGCCGGUCAGCUCUUCACCGAGGCCGGCCCUACCCUCGCCGCCCUCGACCUCUCCAAGCAAGACCCGAGCUCUUCUUGGAAUGGCGGAGCCCCUGCAACAGAAGCAGUCCUAGGUAUUAGUCGCCCAUUCAACAUCUUGGUUAAUGAGUUAGACGAAACUAGACAGCCAAGACGAGUCCGCCAGAAGCUGAAGCAUCAUCCACCGGAGCCUUUCACGAUCUGCUCUCCGGCUCAGCACAUCCAUCGACGUUUGAAAGACUUUGACCUCAAUCAUUCACCACCACCCAGUCCACCCGAACAAGUGCCGAUCGAGUACCUACCAGCUGAGGAGCUCCCGCUUGAACAAGGAUCAGUUGCGGACGUAUCGGCUGAGAAAGCUCCGGUUGAACAGGUCAAGGUCCAACACCUAGCUGAGCAUGACCCGGUAGGAAAUAUCCAUGAGCAAGUCCCGAUUGGGAAUAUCCAUGAACAAGUUCCGGUUGGAUAUAUCCAUGAGCAAGUCCCGGCUGAACAGAUAACCGAGCAGCAAGUCCCGCUUGAGCAGGCUGCCCAGCUGCACCCCAAGCUUGACUUGGAUCUAUUGGAUAUGAACGAACCCCCUCCCAAAGAAUUCUCCCUGAUGAUAUCGAUCACACAUUGGGCGGUAGUCCACCCGGUCCUGUUUAUCAAAUAUCAUACCCUGUUCAAGGAGCAGGUCGAUUUCUACACAUCCAAGUACGCCGGCAAACUGCUCACGAAGCCGGGAGAGACAUUCAAGGAUCUUCCGAUAUACAUCCUACGCCAUAUGGAGCCUGAAUCCGACUCAUCUAGGUGGAUGAUCUUACCCAAGAUCAUUCGGCUACCGAAACAACGGGACCCAGCGGCCAGUCAGACGGUCCAGGCAGCUCAGCCGGAGCUUAAGGGCAGGAUACAGAUUCCGUUCAUGAUCAACCAAUUACUCGGAAGCUUGAUCAAAGGUAUCUUAUUUGCACAUGGCGCAUUCUUGAGGGAGAUCCAGUGCCCCGUCGAAGAGGAGAUCAGGAGACAUGAUUCCCUGAUGAAUUGGCUCAACGAGCUCAUCUUCUCCACCAAGAACCAUCCCCCGAUCUGUGGGGAGAUCAGUCCAGCCGAUUGGGCGCGAGUCGAGGGGAGAGGCUACACACCGGCCCAGAGGCGUCUGAUCUAUUACCUCCAGGGGCGACCGGAGGGUGAAAACCUCUACUUGGAUUAUAUGGCACUGAGCCUGAUCGGGAUCUGGUACAAGCGGGAUGCUCCCGAGGAGUGGCUCAGACACUUCCAGGGCAGCGAGUACAGAUUCUGGAUGCGGAUGGAAGACUCGAUCACCGAGGUCAAGAGAGUCCGGAACUGGAAAGCUGGCAAGUGGAUCGACCAAGGACUUGGUGAACAGAAGCCGGAUAGCAAACUGGGGAACUUCGACCUGGUCAGCCUUCGACAGGUCGUCAAACUGGAUGGUAGCCCUCACUCGAAGGACAAACGAUACUCCUGGAAGGUCAUUGAGCACUUUGAGCCAUCGGAAGUCGAGGCCCGGGUGAUCAGGGGACACCAGAGAGUGACUGAGUUGGUUGACUUGGCGAUCGGCCGGCCGAUGAAAGCUAUCGAGGAUGCCCGGGCGGCUCUCCAGCUCGGAUCCGAGAAGAGUACGGGCCAGCCGGUCUGGGCGGUCCGGGUGAUCGGCCUCAAAGGCCGACCAUACCCGGCGAGAGGACUGAAGCGAAAACUGAUCCAGCUAUUCGGCGCCUUACGGCAUUACCAUCAACAGCUCCUCAAGUUUUUCGAAGAAUAUGAGAUUCCAACGAUUCCGAAUGCACACGAGGCCUUCCUGGAUUGGUUUACUGAGACGCUCAGGAACCCUCCAGAACCGACGGCUCUGCCGCUAUUCGGGUACGUCUCCGAGCAAGGCGGCGAACUGGAUGCGACUCGGUUCAAUCCGAUCCAGCACCUCGUCCUCCUCUUCAUCACCACACACAGCAAGGCGCUCGACGGAACGACUGACGUGGUCGCCCUGCUCGGAUAUUGGUACAAGAACCUUCAUCCGGCAUACUGGGCGGCACGCUUCCGAAGCGAGUUUUGCUUCGGCCAGGCAGUCCUCUUGACUCAAAUGCCUAGAAGUCGCGCCGACACCGUCGUCAGGGCUAUCGGGAAUACUCGCAAGCAGUUGCAGACAGGUCACACAAUCGGAUAG
Molecule: messenger RNA, 2241 nt
Organism: Puccinia graminis f. sp. tritici CRL 75-36-700-3
Lineage: Eukaryota; Fungi; Basidiomycota; Pucciniomycetes; Pucciniales; Pucciniaceae
Exons: 2
Coding region: 1-2241 (746 amino acids)
Source: RefSeq, a predicted model, not a curated record